Molecule: messenger RNA, 1650 nt
Organism: Rosa rugosa (rugosa rose)
Lineage: Eukaryota; Viridiplantae; Streptophyta; Magnoliopsida; Rosales; Rosaceae
Exons: 3
Coding region: 1-1650 (549 amino acids)
Molecular function (GO): RNA-DNA hybrid ribonuclease activity; nucleic acid binding
Source: RefSeq, a predicted model, not a curated record
AUGUUGGUAGACGCUGUAGCAGGACAUGAAUUACUGUCCUUUAUGGAUGGCACAGCAGGGUAUCACCAAAUUCCGGUCGCGGAGGAGGACAGACAUAAAACUGCAUUCCGAUGUCCUGGAUUCGCGGGUGUUUUCGAGUAUGUGGUUAUGCCUUUUGGGCUGAAGAAUGCUGGGGCAACUUAUCAGCGAGCCAUGAACCUGAUCUUCCACGAUAUCCUUGGGAAAAUUUUAGAGGUUUACAUCGAUGACGUCGUGGUUAAAUCAAAAGAGAAAGGGAACCACAUCAUAGAUCUCAGGAGAGUCUUCGAGCGAAUGCGCCAACAUAAGCUGAAGAUGAACCCCGCCAAGUGCGUGUUAGGCGUUCAAGCGGGAGAUUUCCUGGGCUUCAUUGUACAUCAGAGGGGAAUUGAGGUCCCUGAGGAUAAAGCGAGCGCGGUCAUCAACGCGUCCCCUCCACAAACUAAGAAGGAGCUACAAUGCCUGCUGGGUAGCUUACUUGCCCAAGACGAUGAAGAAGGUGUCGAGCAUGCCAUUUUUUACCUCAGUAGGACACUUACAGAUUGUGAGACAAGGUACUCUCCUAUGGAAAAGUUGUGUCUCACGUUGUACUUCUCCGCUUGCAAGUUGCGACAUUACAUGUUAUCCUUUACUACAAGCAUCAUCGCUCAAACCGACCUGGUUAAGUACAUGUUGUCGCGCCCUAUUCUAAGGGGCCGCAUUGGCAAAUGGGUAUUAGCUCUAUCCGAAUUUUCGCUACAAUAUGUUCCACAGAAAGCAGUGAAGGGACAAGCUAUUGCAGAUUUUUUGGCAUACCACCCUAUGUUGGAUAUUCCCCCAGUCAAGGAAUUAGAGAUAGCGAUCACCACCACAACUCGACCAGAUUUGGCGCACAUCCCAGAGUAUGCAAUAUGGUAUCAAGCCACUGUCUCACUGCAACCCUGGGUAUUAUUCUUCGAUGGAUCAAGAACAAAAACAUUAGCAGGAGUCAGAAUUGUUCUGGAAAACCCAGCGGGCGAUCGUUUCUCCUAUUCUUUCCAAUUGGAGUUUAAAUGCACUAAUAACCAGGCAGAGUAUGAGGCCCUUAUUAUUGGCCUGGAAGUCUUACUGGAAAUGGGGGUAAGGGACGUUCAGGUACGUUGUGACUCUCUGCUCGUGAUAAAUCAGCUCCAGGAGAAAUACAGGUGUGUAAGCUGUUUGCUCGUGCCAUAUCUCACUCGUGCCAUUGAGCUUUUGGAUCAGUUUGAUGACGUUGAUUUGGAAUACAUACCCCGCGAGCGCAAUUUUGCGGCCAAUGAGCUUGCUCAAUUGGCUACAGGUAUUACACUGAAAUAUGGGGUUCGCGAGCGCAUACUGAAAGUUGAGCGCCGCACGCUGCCUUCAUGGCUCGCACGGCCUGACCCGCCCGACGAUCCGGUCGUCGCUGUCCUAGAACCUAUUGACGUCGAUUGGCGAAUUCCGUUGAUGGCUUACCUCAAGCAUCCAGAUCUUACGACAGACAGGAAGGUUCGUUUUCUUGCCUUGAACUACUUCCUCAGGGGCGAUGAGCUGCGACGACGCGGGGAAGAUGGCAUGGACUUCAGAUGUGUCUAUGGCAGCGAAGCAAAACGGCUAAUGCGCGAGGUCCAUACAGGAAUGGAGGGAAGGAAGUAA